AUGCUUUCAAUUGAUUGGAAUCAUUAUAAGAAAGAUAUCAAUUCAAUUAAUCCCCUUGGUUUUGGUGGUCGUUUAGCGGAAGCAUUUGCUGAAUUUAUGAAAAAAGUAUGGAGUUGUAUGCAUCGAAUGACUGAGCCUGCAGCGAUCAAGGAAUUAGUGGCUGAGAAAGCAUCACAGUUCGCGAAUUUCGCGCAGCAUGAUGCUCAUGAAUUUAUGAGCUUCCUUAUUGACGGUCUCCAUGAGGAUUUAAAUCGAAUUCGUUCAAAGCCAAAUACGAACACUAUAGAACCUCGUGGUCGCCCUGACUAUGAAGUGUCGAAGGAAGCGUGGAGCAAUUAUCUGAUGCGUAAUGACUCGAUUUUUGUCGAUCUGUUUCAUGGCCAACUUAAAUCGAGGUUGCAGUGCCCUCGUUGUAACCAGAUAUCCAUUACGUUUGAUCCUUUCGUUUAUCUUGCUGUACCAUUUCCGAAAGAAAAACGAUCGUUGUGGAUUUAUUUUUGGCCUCUCGAUCCUUUCUUGAAACCAGUUAAGCUCAAUAUUCGAGUCAGUGCUGAUGCAAAUGUAUCAGAAGUUUUGUCUUCUGUUUCACAUCUCGUCAAUGUUCUCACAAAAUCGUUAAGAAUGAUCGAAGUAAGCAAUCAUCGUAUCUCAAAAAUAUUCAGAGCGGAUGAUAGUGCCAGCCAGAUUUUGCCUACUGAUGUCAUAUAUGUAUUUCAAGUACAUGAUCCAUUAGAUUGUAAUGAGGAAGUGGUUGAAUUAUUUGUUAUUCAGCGGCUUUUAUAUCACAAGUCAAUUGUGCGUGCUUGUGCAAAUUGUCAUACAACUGAAACAAGUUUAAAAGUGUGUGAUGGGUGUUAUGAUUCUUUUUACUGCAAACGUGAAUGCCAGAGGCAACAUUGGAUAAGUGAACAUAAAGAUCGAUGCAAAUUGCGUAGCCAUGUCGAAUAUGUUGGUGAACCAUUUAUUAUUUCAUUACCUAAAUCAAAAGUCACUUAUGCAAAUAUUAUUCGAAAUUUGGAAUCCAGAUGCAGAUAUUCAGUUAAUGUAUUUCAACCACCUAUCGAAACAAAAGAUCCUCCUGAUUCUCCCAGUAGUUCAGCCAUUGCGUCUUCUGAAACAUGUUCAACGUUAUCAUCUACUGUAAAUGGUGUGCGACAUCCUAUGGUGCAGAAGUCUGCGCGUCCUAUUGGAGUAAAACGACAAAUGGUUCUUGGAGAGCCACGCAAUAAGCAAUUCUACGAUUCACACUUAUUCCUUGUCCGUAAGCUUCAAAGUGCAGAAAAUGUUCUUGGUCCAAUUAUCGCGGCAACAGACGAUGAGCUCACUAUUCAAUCAAGCACUGUUUUAUCUAUCAACUGGAUGAAUAUGAAAAAUGGGAAAGAUUAUUUGACUGUGGAGUCUAAGGAGGAAGUAGAUGUGGAUGAAGAUAAAACGGCAUAUUAUCAAAGAAUAUCGGCAACAAGUACUAAUCGUAAUGCAUCCACAUCAAAUCCAUCGCUUUAUGAUAUGCUUUCCAUGUUCUCUGAAACAGAGCGGUUGAAACCAGAAGAAUCUUGGUACUGUAACAAAUGCAAAGAACACGUAGAAGCCACAAAACAACUGAUGUUAUAUCGUUUGCCACCCAUUCUUAUAAUUCAAUUAAAGAGUCUUCAGAAAAUUUCGAAAUCAUUUAAAUCUAUUAAGGAAACCUUAUACGAUUUAACGGGUGUUGUUUGCCAUUCCGGUAGCAGUUAUUUUGGGCAUUAUGUUUCAAUGGGAAGAUUACAAAGUCUUGAUGGAAAGAUGACCGAAAUAGAUUGGCGUUUAUUUGAUGAUUCUGUUGUUACCCGUAUACAGCCAUCAAGGGUUCAAAGUGCGGAUGCGUAUCUUUUAUUUUACAAGCAGCGAGGAUCAAACACAGAACGAGUACUUAAACGGAAUUACAAUUUAGAUUUGGUAAAUGUUCCUUCAAGCAGUCAUUCGAAUUAA
This is a messenger RNA of Dracunculus medinensis (Guinea worm), 1968 nucleotides long. The record is from the annotation of a GenBank genome assembly. Lineage: Eukaryota; Metazoa; Nematoda; Chromadorea; Rhabditida; Dracunculidae.